Molecule: messenger RNA, 4242 nt
Organism: Nerophis lumbriciformis (worm pipefish)
Lineage: Eukaryota; Metazoa; Chordata; Actinopteri; Syngnathiformes; Syngnathidae
Source: RefSeq, a predicted model, not a curated record
AUGGCGAUGGAGGACCAGCCUGACAGCCCCGUGACCGACAAGAGAGGCAACAGCGGGGCUUGCAUCGACAGGCAGCCGGACGCGGUGCUCCACCAAGCCGGGCUCUUCCACGUCGGAAGUCGCGGUGCCGCCGCCGCCACAACAGCCGGGAUACGAGUGCUAAAGUGCAACAUGAAGCAAGCCGGGAGUCGCGGCUGCAUGACGAGAAAGCGCAGAUUCGGAUCCCGGGAGCGCGACUGGCUGAAGAGCGACACCAAACGCGGCUGCGUGUGUCUGUACGGGGGUACGGUGGACCCGCAGCUACCGACCUCUGGGCCCCAAGCCGAUGUGCAGCUGGUGCUCUGCUCUACUAGCACCACAGUGGAGGAGAUGUGUGCCCAGAGGGACGUAGAGGGCCUCUUUGUUCAACUGCAUGGAGAUCUGUUCAGGAGGCUGGAGCCCUCCGAGCGACCCCUCCAGAUGCUUUAUGACUACCUGGCCGCGAUGGGCUACGCCGACCCGGUGCGUGUGCAGCAAGAGGCUGCCAAUCCCGACCUCAGCUGCUUGAUCCGCUUCUACAGCAAGCGACCCGUGAAUGCAGACCAGCAGGAGCGCACUCUAUUGAAGGGCGUGUUCAGUGUCCGCAAGGGCAAGACGCAGUUGCACAAGUGGGCCGAACGGCAGGUCAUUCUGUGCGGGACGUGUCUCAUUGUGGCCUCUGUCAAAGACAGCCUUACUGGAAAGAUGCACAUCCUGCCCUUGGUAGGGGGGAAGGUGGAGGAAGUGAAGAGAAGACAACACUGUCUGAUGUUCAGCUCAGCCGGAUCGCAGGCACAGACUUACUUUGUUAAUUUUGACACACUGGCCAAUUUCCAGAGAUGGCAUCGACAGGCAAACAAAAUGGUGUCGCAGACUGUCAGCCUGGUGGACCUGUCAUGCUACAGUCUUGAGGCAGUGCCUGAGUAUCUCUUUUACAGUCAAGACGUCACCCACCUCAACUUGCGACACAACUUUAUGAGCCUGCUGGGGCCUGGUGGUCUGCUUCAUCUCCCUAGGUUCUCUCAGUUGAAGAGCUUGAACUUGUCUCACAACCGUCUGGGGGUUUUCCCGGAAUGCGUGUGUGAAAUCCUCACCCUCACUGAGCUCUGCCUCUCCUGUAACAAUCUGCACAGCGUACCCGCGCAGAUCGGGAACCUCCAAAGCUUACAAACGCUGUCUUUGGACGGAAAUCACCUGAGCUCCCUGCCCGCAGAGCUAGGCGAACUGUCCCAGCUCAGCGGUCUCGGCCUCUCUUUCAACGACUUCAAUCACAUCCCCGCUGUGCUGGAGAGACUGAUUGCGGUGGACAAGUUGUCCAUGGCUGGGAAUCAAGUGGUGUGUUUGGAGGUGUGUGCUCUACUCAGCGUGAGCCACCUCAAACACAUCGACCUCAGGCUAAAUGGACUCCGCUGCGUGAAAAGUGAAUGUCCAGAAAACGUGACUCAGCUGACCAAUCUGGACCUGAGAGACAACUUUUUAGACUCACUGGACCUCACUUCCAUCUGCAGCUUGGAGACUCUCCACUGCCAACGCAACCAGUUGAGGACAGUGACAGUCAACGGCUUUGCGUUGCGCAUGCUUCAAGCCGGCAGCAAUCGCCUCAGUGCAGUCAAUAUUUCCACGGUCCCGAGCCAACUGACACACUUGGAUUUAUCACAGAAUCUUAUGGAGCACCUACCAGAUUGGGUGUGUGACUGCAAAAAAAUGGAGACGCUGGAUGUCACGCACAACCUCCUCGCUGAGCUUCCUUCCAGGUUGCUUAGCAGUUUGAGUUUGAAGAAGCUUCAUGUGGGGAGCAAUCGCUUGCAGAAACUGCCUGACCUGCUGGAGCAUGUCCCCCUGGAGGUCCUGGAUGUCCAGCACAACAAACUAGGAGAACUCCCAGAGAGUCUCUUCUUCAAGGCCUUAAAUCUCAAGCAUUUAAACGCUUCAGCCAAUAACUUGGAAAGUAUUCCUUCCUGCGGCCAAUCAGAUGACAGUCUGAGUACCCUGCAGGAGCUCUACCUAACCAGGAACAACCUUGAUGAAAACUGCGGCGCUGUGUUAGUGGGACACCACAAUUUGAGGGUCCUGCACAUGGCCUACAAUCAGCUGCAAUCAUUCCCAGCCAGUAAGCUGAGUAAACUGGAGCUGCUUGAGGAGCUCAAUCUAAGUGGCAACAAACUGAAAAGCAUCCCAUCCACGGUGUCUAGCUGCAAGAGACUGCAUACCCUCAUCGCCCACUCCAAUCAAAUUAGCGUCUUCCCGGAGAUCCUCGACCUUCCUGAAAUCAAGCUUGUGGAUCUGAGCUGUAAUGAGAUGACUGAGAUCCAACUGCUCAAAUCGCUGCCGCCCAGCCUGCAGGAGUUGGAUUUGACAGGCAACAGCAGCCUGAUUCUAGAACACAAAACUCUUUAUCUCUUCAGUCACAUCCCCACAUUGAAAUUGGACCAGAAAUCGACCACAAUGGGAGACUCACAAAACGUCUCCGCUCCCUGGAGCCACGGGUACUCUGAGAUGAGCGGCCAAAGAAACAAGUUGUGUGUGUCGGUGCUAGCCAUUGAUCAACUAGGAGACAGCGUGGAAGCAUGCUACGGUAUUUUCGACGGGGACCGUAAUGAAGAAGUGCCUCGGUUGCUGCAGUGCACCAUGGGCGACGUGCUGUGCGAGGAAGUGCAACAUUCCAGUAUUGACAGCGUGUAUAUGAGCAAUACCUUCCUGACCUCUCACAGGAAGCUAGGUAUGGCCGGACAGAAAUUGGGUGCCUCUGCCUUGCUCUGUUAUAUCCAUCAUGAGUCCUCGGAGCCAGGAGGCUACCUCAGCGUGACCGUGGCAAAUGUGGGAAACUGCCAGGCGGUGCUGUGUCGCGAUGGGCGACCCGUUCCCCUCUCCAAGGUGUACAACCUGGAGAACUGUACAGAAGAGAUGGAGCGGGUUAAACUCAGCAAAGCCAUUAUUACUGAGGAUAACAAAGUGAGCGGUGUGACAUGCUGCUCUCGCCUGCUGGGCUGCUCUUAUCUGUCUCCCUGGGUGCUUCCGAAGCCUUGGGUGCACACCGAGCCGCUCUCAUCCCAGGAUGACUUCUUGAUCCUAGGGAAUCGCGCGCUGUUUGAGCGCGUUUCCUACCAGGAAGCCGUGUGCACGGUUCAGGCCUUGCAGGAUCCGCGCGUGGCCGCCAAAAAGCUUUGCACGCUGGCCCAGAGCUAUGGUUGCAAAGACAACAUCGGGGCUGCGGUAGUGACCUUGAAAAUCGCAGAGGACAGCUGCACCUGCGAGCCGCCAGUCUACAGUACUGAACCCCGGGGUAUGCUUGUGUCGAUGACGCCCGCUCCGAGUGACACAGCCACUUUGUCAUCCACUAGCGGAGUCGUUUCCGAGUUCAACAGCGAGAAUUCUGCUUCAGAGGUGGGCAGCGAGGCGGGCUCCACCGCCUCCGACGAGCACCCGACCUCAGGCGGUGUCGCGCCUCGCCCCGAGAGACGUUGCAGCCUGCACCCGGGUACUGCGCUGUGCGGCAUCAUGAUCCCGGGCCCAGUUGGGCUAGGGAGCCACACGGGCCUGUUCCAGCGGCAACCUUCCUGCGCCACGUUCUCCAGCAACCACUCCGACAAUGGCUUGGACAGCGACGAUGAGACUCCGCCGGAGGGCGUCAUCUCCAAUGGAAGCAGGUUAGAAGUAGAGGUGGAUAUUCAUUGCUGUGCCUUCCAGCUCCGGUCCGGGGCCCCCGAGUACCCGAAGGAAACAGACUUUGAAAACAAAGGGUCCGAUUAUCCUAACGGCAAGAUGCGCAGGCAGAACAGUGUCGUUGUCUCAGCCACAAACGGCUGUCUCCUUGCUGUUUGCGGAAGGGAGAUUGCGGACCUGAAGAAAUCUCCGUCAACUUCGUGCCUCUUUGGGAAGAAGUUGUCCAACGGGUCUGUGGUUGCCCCCGAGGACAGUCACAAUCUCAUCGAGGUGGCCCUGGAGGCACCUAAGAAGAAGUCUGGGUAUUUCACUGCCCCGGCGCAACAGGACCCUGAAGACCAGCUGAUUGUACCUCCGUGUCUGGAGCAGGAAGUACGGGAGCAGCUAAAAAGCCAGAAUCCUCUUGUUUCGGGACCCUCUGCAUUAUCCACCCCUCCUUCCUUAAAAGACUCAGGCUGGGACCAAUCGCACCCUUCUGCUCUUCCCUUUGCCCCGAGCAUAGUGCCAGGACCUGGAACCCCCUCGAUCAUAAAGCCUGAAGUCUAUGAUACUGCCCUCUAA